This is a messenger RNA of Vicia villosa (hairy vetch), 792 nucleotides long. RefSeq names its product protein MAIN-LIKE 2-like. The coding region runs from base 1 to 792 and encodes 263 amino acids. Lineage: Eukaryota; Viridiplantae; Streptophyta; Magnoliopsida; Fabales; Fabaceae. Gene Ontology annotation, biological process: meristem development; meristem maintenance. The record is from RefSeq and is a predicted model, not a curated record. The transcript is spliced from 3 exons.
AUGGACUUUGCUGGAUGCUCCUUGACGAUGCUGGACGCCUCCCUGUUAUCAGCUUUUGUUGAGAGGUGGCACCCGGAGACAUCAUCCUUCCAUCAUCUAUUUGAGGAGAUGAAGGUGACUUUAGAUGAUGUGGAUGCCCUCUUUCACAUUCCGAUUGAUGGUACAUUUUUCACACCAGUUUAUAGGGAUCAGGCGACGGUUGUGCGCAUGGUUAUGGAUGCUUUGGAGGUUAAUGAGGUGGAUAUGCUACGCGAGUUUGGUGAGACUCGAGGCUUUCACCUUAGAAUGUCUUGGUUGAAGACUACUUAUCAGGAGCUUGUGGAUGCAGAGAGGUACCAGGCUGCCGCUAGGGCGUACAUGUUACAUCUAAUGGCAUGUACUCUCUUUGUGGAUAAGUCUGGAGUUUAUAUAGAUGUUCGAUACAUUUCUCUAUUCAGCGCCCUUGACACCCCAUGUUGGGCUCGGGGAGUGGCAGCAUUGACGAUGUUAUAUAUGGCGCUUGAUGUUGCAUCUAGUCCUGACACCAAACAGCUUGCUGGUUACCAGAUCUUGUGUUGGAUCUACGAGCAUUUUCCUCACAUCUGUGAGCGGAAGAUCCAGCGUGUUGUGGCUACUGACCCAUCUCACUGCACUCGUCGUCCUUUUGAGGUGUCUACUUCAUAUUCAGGGUAUGCCAGAUGGGAGAGUCAUGUGGCUAGACACUUGCCUGAGAGGUGUUUACGCCAGUAUGAUUAUAUACAGGGCAUCCCUUGUUCGGUCCUAGAGGCUCCAGCUGGUGGCAUUGAUCGAUGA